AUGAGUGGCCAAAAUAGUAAAUCACUACCCCAGGAGGUCCCAAUCCUCUGUGAUACCACAGAACGGGCAAGUGCCCGCGCUGUGGUGUCAUGCUGCCCACCGUAUUCUGGGGGGGCACACCGCUCAAGGACGAAAACCGACGACCAUGGCAAACGUUUACUGGACAAUGAUGCAUGCGGAUUAGUUUUAAGGUUGCGCGGAGGAGGGGACGAGGAAGGUGCGAAAGCGGCUGCUACGACACCCUCUCCAAACCCCCCAACCAUGGAGUUCCGACCAGUCCGGGACAAUCAGGGGCGUUACAUACAUCAUGCCGUCCCCGGUAGCGAGGACGGAGAGGAGGAGGCGCCCGUGGCACCGCAGGAGUUCGUGCGGUCGCCCACACCAAUCCCUACGAGGGUGUUUUGUGGGAGGAGGGCUCGAGGCGCGCUGGAGAGGCUUUCGCCAGGAAGGGAGGAGUUCUUUUCCCCCGCAAAGGUCGACACGCGUGAUCUUCCCAGUGAAAAGUUUUUCAGGUCGCCGUUGCAGACGGACGCCGACACUGAGACAGCCGAUUCGGAUGGUUCGCUGCCUAUUCCCCCCUCAAACCAAUCCGGGGAAGGACGGAAGCGGCUGUUAAGCGAGGAUAAUGGAUCGGAAGUAUCCAGUGAUGAUGCUUCCGACCCCGGAGCAAGGCGUAGCUUCGGGUCUAAUAAGAGAGGACGUGGCCACCCUACAACAGCACAUGGCGUGGGGCUGGCCCGGGCCAAAGCCCAAUUCUUAAAGCGGAAUCAAGAGGAACUUAAGCUGCAAGCUGCGAAGGAGGUGGCGGAGGCAACCCGUAAGGCGAUGAGCAAGCGCCUUACCCGCCUGCCACAGUCCCCCCGGACACCAAGCGGGGACGAAGGCGAGGACGCCCGUUCAGCCCUGGCCCUAACCCAGCAGGUGCUGGACGGCUUGGGCGUCAUCAACCACGUCGCCACUAAAUCAAAAAACUUAAAAGGGACGUUUGUGCGUGAUCUAAAGCAAGCCAUGGUAACGAUCCGCGAGGCGGUCACGGAGUUAGGGGGGCGCUCGGUCUCGGACGAGACCGAGAAAUUGGCUGCGGAAAAUACGCGCCUAAAGGCAGAUAUUGCCGAACUCCGCAAGGAGAUGGGUGAGCUUCGCGCCAGUCUCGCGGAACUGAGGGCAGGCACAGAUGGCCAGGGGCAGAGCUCCCUUCGGGGCAGCCCAACACCCCUACCUUCGGCACCGAGCGAUCCUUCGGUCUGGGAUAUAGAAAGCAUUGCUCGCUCCGUCACGAUUCAAGUGAGCCAGAUAAUCAACGCUCGAUUUGACGGAUUGGAAAAGGAGGGCCGGCUCUUGCCAGCGCAACGUCUUGGCCCACCACUGGCUGGUGACAAGACGAAGGACACGGAUCCUAACAUGACACAGAAGCCGUCAACAUCAGGGGCACCUGAUGCUCCAAAGAAGGGACCUCCUAACUACACACAGGAGCCCCAAAAGAGUAGCGGUAAGGGUAAGGCGAAGGGCAAGAAGAGUGUUGCUGUUGCCCCCCAAACACAAAAAACCCUUGCUCGCGAACUGAACUUAGCGGCCCCCCUGCCCCAGCCAACGCCUCCAGAUCCUGUGCAGGUGAAAAAUAAAUGGCAGGUAGCAGGUCGCAAUAAAAAAAAGGGAAAAAAAGAUAAACCGGUUAACACCCAGCCACAGCAGAGCCGGCAAAAGGCUCAGCGGCCCAAAAAGGCGAAGAAGUUAACACCUCCACGCUCUUCAGCUGUGGUUCUGACAUUGUUGCCAGAGGCGAAAGAGUUAGGAGUGACGUAUGCGAACGUGCUCUCCGAGGCAAAAAAGGUGGACCUGACCAGUAUCGGCAUCACAAAGAUGAGAAUAAAGCGUGCUGUCACUGGUGGUCAAGUACUGGAGGUACCAGGGACAGCCAGCGACGAAAAAGCUGAUCAGCUGGCCAAGGCCCUGGCGGAGAAAUUAGGCGAGCAGAAUGUCCGUAUCUCAAGGCCAAUUAAAUGCGCGGAACUUCGCUUAUCGGAGUUGGAUGACUCAGUGUCACCGGAGUCAGUGGCAGCCGCGAUCGCUAUUAACGGUGGUUGUCCCACUGAGAAAGUGAAAACUGGCGAGAUCCGUCGAGGCAUCCGCACCCUCGGCACACUAUGGGUGCGCUGCCCUGUUACGGCUGCCAAGAAGGUGGUUCAGGAUGGGCGCCUUGACCUUGGCUGGGGGCUCUCGGCCAGAGUUAGCCUACUAAAAGAGAGGCCAAUGAGAUGCUUCAGAUGUCUCCAAAUGGGGCACACCAGUGCCCAGUGCACAGCGACGGAGGACCACAGUGCCCUUUGUUUUAGAUGUGGCCAGCCAGGGCAUAAGAGGGCAGCUUGCUCAGGGCCACCUUCUUGUGUCCUGUGUUCCGCUGCGGGUAAGCCCGCGGACCAUAAAAUGGGGUCCAAGGCCUGCAAGAAUCCCCGCUCUAAGAAAGAUAUGCGCGCUGGCGAUGGCUCCCCCUCCCACGCUGCUCUCCCCGCCACUGGCUUGGUGGCAGAGGACGAAAUAGAGUCUCUGGCCCAAUGGGGGAUACAUGUGGCGGUCUUGGCUGAGCCAUACUCGGUUUCGCUCCGUGACGACUGGGCCGCAGACCUCGACGGGACUGUUGCUAUUGUGUCGAGAGUGGGCGCAGGUUCUUCUGCGUUUGAAGGUGUGCUGAAGGGGAAAGGCUUCGUCUCAGCGAGAUGCGGGUGUGCCACAUUCGUCGGCAUAUACUUCUCCCCGAACCGAUGUCGGGCGGAGUUCGAGCGCUACCUAACAGAGGUGGGCGCUCACGUCGCACAACUUUCUGGCCCGCUAAUUGUCGCAGGGGACUUUAACGCAAAAUCCACUGCAUGGGGUUCACCGGUGACCGAUGUGCGCGGCGAGGUGCUGGAAGAGUGGGCGGUUGCGACAGGGCUCACUCUUGCUAACACGGGAGCAAUUCACACGUGCGUGCGGCAACAGGGCGGCUCCAUUGUGGACCUGACUUUCACGAAUGCUUCUCUGGCGGGCCGUGUAAAUGGUUGGAAGGUAAUGGCGGACGUGGAGACGCUGUCGGAUCAUCGCUAUAUCCGAUAUGACGUCUUCACGUCUCCAUCAGGCUCCGUCCCAAGUCGAGAUCCUCCUGCCGGCAGCGGUGGGCGCCCGAGAUGGGCUCUAAGCAAGCUUGACCGAGACCGGCUUACAGAAGCAGCAACAGUUCAGGCGUGGCUGCCAGCGCCAGAAGGUGAGGUUGUGGUGGAGGCGGAAGCAUCCUGGUUCCGGGAAGCCAUGACGCAAAUAUGCGACGCGGCGAUGCCCCGGGCAAAGUCUCCAUCACAAAAGACUCAAGUGUACUGGUGGACAGCUGAGCUUGCACUCCUGCGGAAGGGCUGCUCAGAUGCGCGGCGCCGGUACCAAAGACAGAGGAGACGUCGGCGGCCAGAUGAAGAGGCGGAAAGGACCCUGUAUGCUCUAUACAAGGCAGCGAAGGAGUCUCUCAAGACUGCCAUGGGCCGAGCCAUGGAUGCUGCGAGAGAGGAAUUUCUCGAAACACUAAAUGCGGAUCCCUGGGGCAGGCCCUAUAAACUUGUGAGAAACAAGCUGCGCCCAUGGGCCCCACCCCUCACGCAAACCCUUGAAAUUGAGUUCCUCGAGGAAGUGGUCACGGUACUGUUUCCUGCCAGAGGCAAUGUCAAUCCUCCAGCAAUGGCGCCACCGCGUGCUGAAGAGACCGAAGAAGUGCCGGCGGUUUCUGCCGAGGAAUUGAGAGCAGCAGUCCGGCGAAUGCGUAUCAAAAACACGGCCCCGGGCCCAGACGGUCUUCCUGGCCGCGCAUGGGCCCUCGCAAUAGCGGAGCUGGAGCCGCGUCUUACUCGCUUAUUUUCGGCGUGCCUGGAUCAGGGACGCUUUCCUGUAGCGUGGAAAACAGGGAAACUAGUCCUGCUGAAAAAAGAGGGUCGCCCGGCAGAAUCGCCCUCGGCUUAUCGGCCAAUCGUGCUGCUUGAUGAGGUAGGGAAGCUAUUCGAGCGCAUCAUAGCGUCCCGCCUCAUCAAGCAUAUGCAGACAGCGGGGCCAGACUUAGCCGACAACCAAUUUGGGUUCAGGAGCGGCCAUUCCACAGUGGAUGCCAUCCUGUGUGUCAAAACCCUGGCCCAAGAAUCUGUUUCCCGAGGUGAGGUCGUUCUGGCAGUGUCAUUAGACAUUCGCAACGCCUUUAACACCAUGCCUUGGGAAACAAUAAACGAGGCAAUGCGCUACCACUGCGUUCCUCCUCAUUUGGCCCGUAUAAUCCGGGCGUAUCUGAGUGAUCGGUUUGUGGAGUGGCCUGGGCAGCGCACUUGGGGUCGGAAACAGAUGGAGUGCGGCGUUCCUCAGGGGUCAGUGCUAGGGCCACUUCUUUGGAAUGUCGGUUAUGACUGGGUCUUGCGGGGAGAAAACCAACGUGGAAUAAGUGUAUUUUGUUACGCUGAUGACACGUUGGUGAUGGCCAAGGGACCAAGCUAUCGUGACGCGGCCAUUCUGGCUACGGCGGGUGUUGCCCAAGUCGUAAGCCGCAUAAGACGGUUAGGGCUGGAGGUCGCUCUCCAAAAAUCAGAAGCCAUCUGCUUCUACGGGCCUCGGAAAGCACCUCCAAUGGAUGCCCAAAUUACUGUCGGCGGGGUCCCAAUCGCUGUCAAGCCAACUCUGCGUUAUCUGGGAGUUGUGCUCGACAGCAAAUGGAACUUCAAGGCUCAUUUCGAGCGUCUGGCCCCAAAAUUGAUAAGCGCUGCGGCGGCCCUCGGGCGUCUACUUAAAAACUUGGGAGGGCCCAAGGCCUCGUGCCGCCGUUUAUACACGGGAGUUGUGCGCUCCAUAGCCCUUUAUGGCGCACCCGUGUGGGCUGAUGCCAUUGGCAGACAGUGCACAGCUCAUCUGCGGAGAUCGCAGAGGGCGAUGGCGCUGCGAACGGUGCGUGGGUACCGCACUGUAUCCACUGAUGCUGCGUGCGUUUUGGCCGGAUCCCUACCCUGGGACUUGGAAGCCAAAGUUCUGGCGGAACUUUACUUCUGGCGAGUGGCGGCUUGGGAGCGAGAUCAUUGGCCUACUCCCUCUGAGAUUGAGGCUCGACGCGCUGAUUUUCUCAAUGACGCGAUGGGAGCCUGGGAGUGCCGUCUAGAGCGGCCAAUAGCUGGCUCCCGUACGAUAGAAGCCAUCCGCCCGGUCCUAAAAGAUUGGGUGGAAAGGCGGCAUGGGGUCCUGACCUUCCGUCUGACCCAGAUCCUGUCGGGGCACGGCUGCUUUGGUCGGUUCCUGUGGAAAAUUGUGGGUCGGGAACCAACCCCUGAAUGCCACGAAUGCGGAGCGGAACAAGAUACGGCCCAGCACACGCUGGAAGUGUGUCCAGCAUGGGGCUCGCAGCGAUCCGUACUCAUUCCUGUAGUAGGGUCGGACUUGUCCUUGCCGGCAGUGAUUGCUGCCAUGGUGAGGCAAGACACGGCGUGGCAGGCGAUGCUCUCCUUCUGCGAGGAAGUGGUGGCGCAGAAAGAGAAAAAUGAGCGCGAAAGGGAGAUUGCGGCGGAAGCAGACUCCACUCGCCGUCGAAGAGUAGGGAGGAGGCGCGCUGCGCACGACCGAAAUCUCCCACCCUAA
Molecule: messenger RNA, 5622 nt
Organism: Cydia strobilella
Lineage: Eukaryota; Metazoa; Arthropoda; Insecta; Lepidoptera; Tortricidae
Exons: 2
Coding region: 1-5622 (1873 amino acids)
Molecular function (GO): catalytic activity; zinc ion binding; nucleic acid binding
Source: RefSeq, a predicted model, not a curated record